Molecule: messenger RNA, 789 nt
Organism: Cygnus atratus (black swan)
Lineage: Eukaryota; Metazoa; Chordata; Aves; Anseriformes; Anatidae
Gene: RAB38
Product: RAB38, member RAS oncogene family
Exons: 4
Coding region: 1-789 (262 amino acids)
Biological process (GO): endosome to lysosome transport; phagosome-lysosome fusion
Cellular component (GO): lysosome; phagocytic vesicle; trans-Golgi network
Molecular function (GO): GTP binding; GTPase activity
Source: RefSeq, a predicted model, not a curated record
AUGCUCACCCCACAUCUGAACACCUCACUCGUGGCCCUGCUGCCAUCCUGGGGUGACCUGGAUUUAGCCUGUGAGGAGCUCAUUGUACCAGGGAUUCCUGGGGCAGAGCAUGCAAUCAGUUUGCAGGGAGCAGUCGCAGCAACAGGAAAGAUGCAGAAGCACAAUCAGAAGGAGCACCUCUACAAGCUGCUGGUGAUUGGGGACCUGGGAGUGGGCAAAACCAGCAUCAUCAAACGCUAUGUCCACCAGAACUUCUCCCCCCACUACCGGGCCACCAUCGGUGUGGACUUUGCCUUGAAGGUCCUCAGCUGGGAUGCUGAGACUGUGGUACGGCUGCAGCUCUGGGAUAUUGCGGGUCAGGAAAGAUUUGGAAACAUGACCAGGGUCUAUUACAGAGAGGCCAUGGGGGCGUUCAUUGUCUUUGAUGUUACAAGAUCCGCAACAUUUGAAGCAGUGACAAAAUGGAAAGAGGAUUUGGACUCUAAGCUGGUUCUUCCAAAUGGCAAACCUGUGCCAACAGUCCUGUUAGCAAACAAAUGUGACCAGGGAAUAGAUGUUCUUAUGAACAACGGCAUCAAGAUGGAUCAGUUCUGCAAAGAAAAUGGGUUCGUGGGAUGGUUUGAAACAUCAGCCAAGGAAAAUAUAAACAUCAAUGAAGCUUCCAGAUGCCUGGUGAAACACAUAAUUGCUAGUGAGAGCGAUCCAGUUCAGCCUAUUGAACCAGAUAUUAUAAAACCACACUUGAAUUCCAGCAAGAUUGUCAGUUGUUCAGCUUGCUUUAAAUCCUAA